Messenger RNA from Paraglomus brasilianum, 369 nucleotides. The record is from the annotation of a GenBank genome assembly. Lineage: Eukaryota; Fungi; Glomeromycota; Glomeromycetes; Paraglomerales; Paraglomeraceae.
AUGGUUCUUAAUAACAAGGGUCGUCCUUCAGAAGACGUUUUCAUCAGAGAAGCUUCAAUUGCCCAAGAAGCUGUUAGACGAAAGCAGAGAAGUAGCUAUGUCCCAAAGUUCCUCCGACUUGAAGAUGUACGAUCUGUAGUAGGUAUAAAACUCUACGAUGUAUUGGCCGCAAGGCAGAAGUGGCAUUUCGUGACUGUGAAUAAAGACGGUUCUCCUACUGGAGUAACAGUUGCUGCUAUUGGAUAUACACCUUUGGCCCGUCCUCCAACAGCAUUGUAUAAUGCUAUUGUUGCAAUCGAUUUAUACGAAGUUCAACAGGCAGUUUUAGCGUCGCAAAUCAAAAGAAUCAUUCAUAAAAACCCACUUUGA